Paramecium sonneborni is the source of this 1097-nucleotide messenger RNA. Lineage: Eukaryota; Ciliophora; Oligohymenophorea; Peniculida; Parameciidae. The record is from the annotation of a GenBank genome assembly.
AUGUUGUAAAACUAUGUCUCAAACACAACACGAUACUAGUACAUAUAGGCAUUGGGAUAAGGAAAUAUGAGUUAGGUCGUGUUAGUAAAAGACAUGAUGAAAAAUCAAUUGUGUGCAAUGAAGAUUGUAUUGACAACAUAUAGGUGUAGAUUUUGAAAGAACUCUUGGAUGAUCCUUAAUUUGCUUUGAGCAUGAAGAGAGAGAUUCUAAUUCAUAUGAAUCUAAAUCAUAAGAAUGUCGUUAAAUUGUAUGAGACCUUUGAAGAUGAUUCGUUUCUUUAUUUAGUCUUAGAGUAUUGUAACUAAGGCACAUUGAGUUCACAAAAAGUCUUGUUUGGAGAGAAUAAUAUCUUCGAUUGUUUUCAUUAGAUACUGGAUGGAAUAGAUUACCUUCACAAUAAUAACAUAAUUCAUAGAGACAUAAAAGUAUAUAUAUAUAGGUAAUAAGCCUGACAAUAUCUUGAUUGAUAAUGGUGUUUAUAAGAUUUGUGAUUUUGGAAGUGCAAUUUAACUGAAUUGUGAUCAGUUUUUUAUUUCAGAACAGCAAGGCACAAUUGGAUAUGCAGCUCCAGAAAUGUUAUUAAAUCAAGAUUAUGAUCAUAAAGUGGAUAUAUGGUCAUUAGGUGUCGUUGUUUAUGUAAGAAUGUGAAUUAUGUUAGGAAUUAUUGCAUUUACAUAAACCUCAAUAAGAAGUUUAAGUGAAUGAAAGACUGAAUGAAGAUUUAUAGAUUUUAUUAUAUGCUAUGCUCACAAAGCCUCAUUAACAAAGACCUACCUGUAAGUAGGUUUAUUUAUGCAAAUGGUUUAAAAAAAUGAUGAAGCAAUUAAAAUUGUAUAACAAGUAUGAGCAUGAGCAAUUAAAAAGCAAGCAUCUGAAUAAACAAAUAUAAAUAAAGACUUUACAGAAUUGGUACACCUUUUUCAAAAAUAAUAUUUAGUUGCUUUGAUUUAAAAUAAGCAGCUGUGUCGCAAUCUAACAGUCUUACUUAAAGUGAUUCUACUACUACCCCUAUGAUACCAAAUUCUAUUUAAAAUUCUACUGACUCCCUUCAUGAUUCUAUUCCGAUUGUUGAAUCGCCAGCCAACCCAUAGAUGUGA